AUGUGGCCCUCUCUUGUUAUAGGUGCCAUUCUUAGAGAUCUAGAGUCCUCCCCUGUAUUCCUCGCCACUAUCACCGCCGAUGUUGAUCCUCUUCUCCUCAACACUGCUUUCUACCAUCAAGCCACGGGAACCAUAACGGGAGUAACCCACGCCAUGAUGAAACUGGAAUUGGCCGGAUUGUGGAAAGUUGCUGGUCACCCAAUCAUUAAUAUGGACGCGAGCAUCCUGAGCUGGAGGAAGAAGGGGACUGUGAUAAAACCCGGUCUCCAAAGUGCUGCGCGAAAAAUCUAUAAUAUGUUCAAGAAAGAAUUCUGUCGUCAGUACUACAAGACCCACAAAAAA
Molecule: messenger RNA, 342 nt
Organism: Brenthis ino (lesser marbled fritillary)
Lineage: Eukaryota; Metazoa; Arthropoda; Insecta; Lepidoptera; Nymphalidae
Source: the annotation of a GenBank genome assembly